Molecule: messenger RNA, 1612 nt
Organism: Vigna angularis (adzuki bean)
Lineage: Eukaryota; Viridiplantae; Streptophyta; Magnoliopsida; Fabales; Fabaceae
Product: kinetochore protein NUF2 homolog
Exons: 11
Coding region: 74-1432 (452 amino acids)
Biological process (GO): mitotic spindle organization; attachment of mitotic spindle microtubules to kinetochore; kinetochore organization
Cellular component (GO): kinetochore; Ndc80 complex
Molecular function (GO): protein-containing complex binding
Source: RefSeq, a predicted model, not a curated record
UUUUUAUCAGCAACCUCCCCUAAGGGUUUGAAACCUUGAAUUCGUGGUGGCUUUUGGAGCGGAGCGGAAGAAGAUGGCCGCAUCGAAUUACGAAUACCCAAGGCUCCAGCGGCCGGAAAUAGUCGCAAUCUUAGCGCAGUUUCAGAUUGCCAAUGUGACGGAACAGGAACUCGCCAAACCCAACCCUGACUUGGUCUCCGAGCUCUACACCCGCGUCCUCUUCCACCUCGGCAUUCUCCUCGAAGAAGACAACGAGCAACUCGACUUUGACGCCCUAGAGCAUCUUGAAAAUCCUGAUUUCCACGUUGAAUCCGUUCGCGCCGUCAUACUCUUCAACAGGAUAAAGGAGGUUCUCGCAGACAUCGAAUGCCCUGGCAAAUUCACCUUCGCCGAUCUCCUUGCGCCGGAUUCUCACCGGACAGACAUCUUCCUCGGCGCUCUUCUCAAUUUCUUCCUCUACAGGGACACGAAAAUGAACACAGUGUCUGAGAGCGUGAACGAAUUUAACGCUCUGGAGUUGCAGCAUGAGGAGUUGGAGAGCAAGAUGCUGCAUUUGAAAGGGGAGAUUGCGGAAUGCAAUGAGGCGAGGGAGAGAGAAAUGCCUCUUGUUCAGGAGGAGGCGGCGAAAGUUAACGAGCUGAAGCAAUCGAUUGAGGCGCUGAACAAGCACCAGAGUUCGUUGAGGAGUACUUUGAAGAAGUUGAAAGAUAGGACUGCGGAAAUGGAUCAGAAGAUUUCUAAUGCUGAAUUUACAUUGGUACAAAACGUUCAAGAAAAUGCAAAUCUACGUUCAAAAAUUGCCCAGUCACCUGAUAAAGUACAGAGAGCUUUAGAGGAAAAAAAAUUAGCUCGAGAGGAGGCAAGGAACGCUAAAAGUUUAGCAAGGCAAGCUUUUCACGAGAAGACUGCCCUCGUUGAAGUUUUUUCCAAGGUGUAUAAGAAAAUGUCAAAACACUUCAAGCUGAUGCAGGAUAUACAAGAACAGGUAAAUUCUGGUAAAUCUAUUGAAAAAGAACUUAAAACAUUGAAAGCUAAACUUAGCGAUGAAGAAAUGUUGGAGAAGUCACUUGAGGCCAGACUGGUUGAAAGAAAAAGUAAAGUUGAGCAGAUGGAAGAACUAAUGAAGCAAACGGAGAAAGAGUGCAAUACUAUGCGGGACGAAGCAACUAAAUAUUUAAGCAGUACAAAAUCAGAGGUGGAAUCUAAGUCUUUUUCUAUGGAAAUGAGGCAGAGAAAUGUGGAGGCUGUGCUAUCUGAGGCCGACGCAAUAAAUAGUAAAAUUGCAUCAGAAAAAGAAUCUGCAGCAGUUGAAGUGGAGCGGUUAUGCCGCAAAUGUGAAGAGUUAGUGGAAGCGUUUCACAAGUAUGCAAAUCCGAUUGCAGAUGUGAUUGAAUCUGGGCAAAAAGGACUCGAGGCCGCUCAAGUGGGUUGAUCUGACAUUUGAGUUUCAGUUUAGUGACACUUACUCUGGAUAGCAUAACAAAUCCUUUAGAAUUUUCUUAAUGGUUAUGCCUUAGUCACAUCACCAUCUUGCUGCAGAAUAGUUUAACCAGUGCUGUCUACAACUCUGGAUUGCUUAUUUAGUUAUGGUGAUUGUGUUUUUUAUGUGCCA